AUGUCCCUCAUGACGACAGCUCAGCUCACACGGGCGGCUUCGGCUUACCGGGUAUGUGUAUGGCUUUGGCCACUGUUGUGUACUCGUAUUCGAUCUCGAUCUCUCGAUCUCGAGCUGACGCUCGUUUCGAUCCCCACUCCUCGGCUCCCGGCACCAGGCUUUAUUGCGAGCCCAGCGCAUAACAUUCAAGGGCGACGAAUAUGCAUUGAACAGUCAGUUCAUUUGGUUCCCAGUGCAUCAACGUGCACUUGGGCUAACCACAAUUCCUCUGUUCCUUCCCCGCCGUCUAUGCGGCGAACCCUGCUUCAUCUCAUUUUCCCCUCCCCAUCAUUGCAUCCACCACCUCACAGAAGCGCACCAACAAACCCGCGUCCUCUUCAACAAGUUCAUACCCUCCGCCUCGGCACUACAAAAUCAAGCCGGACCUUCCUUGGAACGACCGUCCUUGUCCUCGACCGAGAUCGACGAGCACAUCCAAUCGGCUCAUGAAAUCGCUGCUUAUCUUCGGAAGAAUGUGGUGCAAGGGAUCAAGAAUGAGGAGGGAAAUUAUAGUGCGUUUCCAAGUGUACUGUUAUGGGCCACUCUUGGGUUUCAGUCGAGAUGAGGGCCGACUUUCAUAGGGCCUGCAUCUGAUCGCGCCCGUGGUGGUUACUCUCUUCGCACAGCACUUCGCUUCACGGAAGAAACAGAACGAGGCGACAACUCGACCAUCAGAGCACCUUCAGCAAGCGAGGCCAGACCUUUAAGACCACCGAGGGAGGUCCCGAGUGAGAAUCAGGGCGUCAGGAGCAGGAGGAGGGCCCAGCCGAAGCUGGAGCCAUGCUGUGGUGGGGGUGCUGCAGCUGGGGUGGAGACGACAAAGAGCGUUGCGACCUCAUGA
Messenger RNA from Microbotryum saponariae, 880 nucleotides. NCBI's taxonomy places the organism in Eukaryota, Fungi, Basidiomycota, Microbotryomycetes, Microbotryales, Microbotryaceae. The record is from the annotation of a GenBank genome assembly.